CUGUUCUCUCCCGACAGAAUCCCAUGUAUUCGUCCCAAAAAGUUUAAUAUCGGUUUCCACGGUGUGGAUUUAGUGUUUUGAGUGUUCAGUGUACGUCUUAAAGUGAUAAUCGUCGUCGGCCCCGUCGUUUUUCCCCGUUCACGCCGGUAUGGAGGCCGGAUGGGCCCGGAUGGUCCGCGGUGGAAGCGGGGGGAAGCUGAUUUUUUUGGUAUCGGUCAGAAUCGUUUUUUGCUAGUUGAGCAAAUUAUUGGUUAUUUUUCUUCUUUGUACGUGGUGGUCAUUGACCAGAAGCGAAAAUCCUCGACGGAAGUCGGCAAUGGGCGAAUGAUCCUAGCAGUCGAGCCCAACAUUUUUUGUGAAACGCAUAAUUGAAUUGAAUUGAAUUGAGGCCUGACAAAUUUUUUAGUUAUUUAUUAUCAAGGCAAUGAUUGUUCUAUAUGACAGAUUUUCUGGUAGAGAAGAAAUUUGUGCUGUUUUUGCAGUCGCACUAAAUUACUAUGAUGAAUUCACUAGCACGGCGUAUGUUAUUUGCAAUCAGCCUUCGCAAAUCUUACUCUCUUUACUGGAAGCGCAGGUUUAACCUAGAAAUGGUAUUACCAACAGUAAACAAAUUUAGCUCCCAAACAUUUAACCAAGAUGUAUGCUGGAAGUGCGGUCUAGAGCGAAAAAAUAUCACUAAAGUGUUUUGCGAAGAAUGUAACACUGUACAGAACCCUUACGAAAGCGCCAACUACUUUAAAAUCUUUAAUUUAGAGGAAAAAUUUGAUAUCGACCCAAAGGUACUACAAGGCAAAUACAGAAGACUGCAAAGUGUUUUGCACCCUGAUAAAUUUACUACUAAAAGUGAGGAAGAACGAAAUAUCUCCGAGAAUUUUUCAUCAUUAGUAAAUAAAGCAUAUAACGAAUUACAGCAGCCGUUAAAAAGAGCAGAGCACUUACUAAAGUUAAAAGGUGAUAUUGGUGAAAAAGAAAUAUCGGCAGAGCCAGAAUUUCUAAUUGAAAUGAUGGAACGAAAUGAAGAGAUGGAAAAUAUAACUGAUCCCAAAAAAUUAAGAGAGCUAAAUUUAAAAAAUAAGAAUGAACUCGAGAAAAUCGCCAAGGAUAUUGACCAGUAUUUUAAGGAAAACAACUUGGAAAAAGUGAAGCAGUGCAUACUGAAGAUGAAGUUCUAUUCCAGUUUGGGUCACAGGAUAAAUUCAGUUAUGAGAGAAUUGGGAAUUGUCGAUUGAAAUUCAUAAUAACUUUGUGUAAACAAAAUUUGGGCUUCCUGUGUAUAUAGUGUAUAAAAUAUAUAAAAAUUGUACUUGUACAGCAAAAUUAGGUUAUGCUACAAAUACUUUUAAGAUAAUUACGUAAUAAAUCGUUAAAAUGAGCUAGGUAUAUACAGUGACUAUGCUCUUAUUUAUUUGUUUUUUCCACAAUCUAGUUAAUGAAAAACUAAGAGUUGAUGGUAUUCAUAUAUGAACUCUGCUGUUUCGAUAUUUUAAUAGUAGCUAAUAAUAGUAAAUAUUCUUUAAAACUCAUUAUACUUGGAUGAUGGGCUGCUAAAUAUAAACAAUCAAACCUUUCACCAGUUCAUUCUAACUACAUAAAAGACAAUAAAACAUUAUUCCUGGCUUUGUUAUUUUUAAUGGUAUGUGGUUUGUAGAAAAUGGCGCAAGAAAAAAUUCCUGCCACAAAAUUCAUUUUUAUCGUAUUUAUUACAAUAACUGUUCCGAUGAAAUAAAAUUUUG
Cylas formicarius (sweet potato weevil) is the source of this 1733-nucleotide messenger RNA. RefSeq names its product iron-sulfur cluster co-chaperone protein HscB (gene Hsc20). Gene Ontology annotation, biological process: protein complex oligomerization; [2Fe-2S] cluster assembly. Gene Ontology annotation, molecular function: ATPase activator activity; protein-folding chaperone binding. Bases 498 to 1229 code for a protein of 243 amino acids. Lineage: Eukaryota; Metazoa; Arthropoda; Insecta; Coleoptera; Brentidae. Gene Ontology annotation, cellular component: mitochondrion. The record is from RefSeq and is a predicted model, not a curated record. The transcript has 3 exons.